Messenger RNA from Erythranthe guttata (spotted monkey flower), 2367 nucleotides. RefSeq names its product Concanavalin A-like lectin protein kinase family protein. Gene Ontology annotation, molecular function: protein kinase activity; ATP binding; carbohydrate binding. Gene Ontology annotation, biological process: protein phosphorylation. Lineage: Eukaryota; Viridiplantae; Streptophyta; Magnoliopsida; Lamiales; Phrymaceae. The record is from RefSeq and is a predicted model, not a curated record.
CCAAUUAAUUGAUAUAAAUUAUUGCUAAAGAAAGAGAAAGAAACAAACAAAACCAGUGGAAAAUUCAAAGUGCAGAUGAUCUUGUUCGAAAAUGAAACCAACUUCCCAAAAUCUAUUUUGAAAAUUCUUGAAAAAAAAUGUUCCCUCCGGUUCUGUUCAUCCUGUUCGUACAGUUAGCGCUUCCAGCUUCAUCUCUCGACUUCGUCUUCAACUCCUUCACCGCCGCCGCCGCCGCCAACCUCACACUCACCGACGACGCCCUCCUCGAGCCGCCGGUGGUCCGGUUCACCAACGACACAAACCCCUUCUCAAUCGGCCGGGCCUUUUACCCCUCCAGAAUCCCUUUCAAAACCCCCAAUUCCGCCAACGUAACGACGUCGUUUUCAACUCAAUUCGUCUUCUCAAUCCUCCCCGACAUCGCCACCAGCCCCGGAUUCGGCCUCGCCUUCGUCCUCUCCAACUCCACCAUCAUAACCAACGUGAUCGCCGGCCAGUAUUUCGGCCUCUUCUCCAACUCCACAACCGUCGCUCCGCUUCUCGCCGUCGAGUUCGACACGGGUCGGAACACCGAAUUCAACGACCCGGAUGGCAACCACGUCGGCAUCGACCUGAACAGCAUCUUAUCCGAGGUAACACAAACAGCUGGUUAUUACAACACCACCGCCGGCGGUGCUAAUUCCACCUUUGUGCCCGUCGCCAUGAGAAACGGGCAGAACAUCCACGCCUGGAUCGAUUUCGACGGCCCGAACAACGAAAUCAACGUGACGAUUGCCCCAGCUGGAAUGACCCGGCCCGCCACAGCCCUGCUGUCAUACAGAGACCCCAAAAUCUCAAACUAUAUCGGGUCGGAAAUGUUCGUCGGAUUUUCGGCAUCUAAGACCCAAUGGGUUGAAGUUCAGCGAGUGCUAGCAUGGAGUUUCAGCGAUGUUGGGGUUGCCCGAGAUAUCAACACCACUGGAUUGCCCGUUUUCGAGUUAGCGAAUUCAAGCUCGUCUUCGUUAUCUCAACCCGCCAUAGCCGCCAUUGCGGUAGGUUGUGCUUUGGCGGUGAUUCUUGCCGUGUUUCUAGUGUACUGGUUUUGGUGGAGGAGAAAGAAAAUGGAGGAAGAAGAUGAUGUCGUCGAGGAUUGGGAGAUGGAGUAUUGGCCUCAUCGAUACUCCUACGAGGAGCUUAGUUUGGCCACAAAGGGGUUUUCGAGCGAAGAACUUCUCGGAUUCGGUGGAUUCGGUAAAGUCUAUAAAGGGACAUUAGCCAAUAACACAGAGGUGGCGGUGAAGUGCGUUAGCCACGAUUCGAAACAAGGGUUGAGGGAAUUCAUGGCUGAGAUUUCGAGUAUGGGGAGACUACAGCACAAGAACCUAGUUCAAAUGAAGGGGUGGUGCAGAAAAAGGAACGAGCUUUUGCUCGUUUACGAUUACAUGCCAAACAGUAGCCUCAACAAGUGGAUAUUUGAUAAACCGAAGAAGCUCAUAGGAUGGAAAGAGAGGAAGCAGGUUUUGGCUGAUGUAGCGGAGGGUUUGGACUACCUACACCACGGUUGGGAACAAGUGGUGGUCCAUAGAGACAUAAAAUCGAGCAAUGUCUUGCUCGAUUCCGAUAUGCGCGGUAGAUUAGGCGAUUUUGGCUUAGCAAAGCUUUAUACGCAUGGAGAAGUGCCGAAUACGACUCGGGUAGUGGGUACUUUGGGGUAUUUAGCCCCCGAGGUGGUGACAAUGGCUUCUCCGACGGAAGCUAGUGAUGUGUACAGCUUUGGGGUGGUGGUGUUGGAGGUGGCGUGCGGGCGGCGGCCGCUGGAGACGGCGGUUGAGAGGGAGGAGGAGGAGGUGUUGAUGGAUUGGGUGAGGCAGAAGUACGUGGAGGGGCGGCUGUACGAGGUGGCGGAUCCCCCCGCUCGAAGGGAGUACGAGGUGGAGGAGAUGGAGGCCGUCUUGAAACUCGGGCUGUCUUGUUGCCACCCGGACCCACUUCGUAGGCCCACUAUGAGGGAGGUUAACGCGUUAUUGUUGGGCGAGCAUGUUGUUGAGAUGGGCCCCACACCGAAGGAUUUGCUAUCUGAAUUGACGAAGCAUGUUGAUAGAGGUGAAGGUGAAAAUGAACAAGAAAGGGUUUUUCUGCAAGAAGAGGUUUGAGUGUUUAUUUAUUUUAUUUAUUUAUUAUGAUUUUUCGUAGCUUUGUUGUUGUUUUAUAAUCGCUGUGUGCUUCGAAUCUUGUACUUGUUUCGGAAUUUUUUAAAAUGUAUAUAUAUAGUUUUUCAUGAGGUUUUGAGUGUGAUUAGGCAGCCUUCUUUUUUCGUUGAUCUUGCCAAUUUGUUGUGUACUGUAAAAUUGUGGAUUUUCUGGUUGAGAAUAAAGUUAUACAUUUCUUUUA